This is a messenger RNA of Eremomyces bilateralis CBS 781.70, 1830 nucleotides long. Its product is annotated as general substrate transporter. The transcript has 9 exons. NCBI's taxonomy places the organism in Eukaryota, Fungi, Ascomycota, Dothideomycetes, Eremomycetales, Eremomycetaceae. The record is from RefSeq and is a predicted model, not a curated record. Gene Ontology annotation, biological process: carbohydrate transport; transmembrane transport. Gene Ontology annotation, cellular component: membrane. Bases 358 to 1785 code for a protein of 475 amino acids. Gene Ontology annotation, molecular function: carbohydrate:proton symporter activity.
AUCAUAUCCACCUCUGCCCAUGACCCAGUCGCUUAAUUAUUGUAUCAGGCAGAAGACCCUGGCAACGGCCACCCAAGGGUUAGAUGGGUGGUUUAUCCUCAACCCCCUCAAGUUGCGACGGACUCUGUUUCUACGUUUUUCCGCGAAUAAAGGGCCGUGUUUCCGUUUCCAGCAUUACAGGCCCCCAGGCUAGGAUAUCAACCACGUCGGUCCAAAUGUUCCUCAAAUGGCCGGACUACCCUCGAGGAUUUAUUUAAUCUUGUCCGAAAGUCCAUGCUAUUCAAGCGAUUUAGGUCCACGGUCUGUCAUCAGUUACCGUCUCUUCGCUGAUUUCCGUCCUCCUUCCAGCGAGUAGCCAUGCGUACUAAAACUCUUAUCGAGCGCCUGGUGCACAAUGACGCGGUGAAAGAGGAUCCCCCAGAGAUCUAUGGGUGGAGGGUCUUCGCUUUGGCAGCUUCCGCCUGCUUUGGCGGCAUGCUGUUUGGAAUGGAUAUGGGGAUCAUUGGAGGUGUGCUUGAGCUGGAUGCCUUCGAAGCCGACUACAAUUUGACCGAGCGGACCAAGGCGAACCUUUCCUCGAACAUUGUCUCCGUUUUGCAAGCCGGAUGCUUCUUUGGUUCCCUGGGAAUCUACAUCCUCUCGGACAAGUUAGGCCGCAAGCCGUCGCUUUUGAUCUCGGCGGCGGUUGCAACCCUCGGGUGCAUCAUCCAAGCCGCCGCGUCGGGAAAAUACGGCGCUCUGUAUACUGGACGAAUCAUUGCCGGCAUCGGUGUCGGUGCUGCGUCAUCGACCACUCCGCUUUAUAUCUCUGAAAACGUACCUCGUGCCAUCCGUGGUGGACUCACUGGAAUUUACCAGCUUUUUAUCGUCACGGGCAUCAUGCUCGCAUUCUGGAUCAACUACGGCUCGAGUCUGCAUAUCUCCGGGAGAGCGAGCUACAUUGUACCCCUGGUCAUUCAAGCACUCCCUGCCCUUCUUCUUUUCGGUUGCAUGCUGUUGAAUAAAGAGUCCCCCCGUUUCCUCGCCAAGCAGGAUCGCUGGGAGGAGGCAACCCAGACACUUUGUCGAGUCCGAAACCUCCCGGCCGAUCAUCCUUAUAUCCAGGUAGAGCUCGCGGAUAUUGCGGCUCAGCUGCAGUACGAGCGCGAAUUAGUCGGAGGCGCGAGUCAGAAGGAUCUGUGGAAAGAAAUGUGGCUCAUCAAGGGGAACCGUAACAGGGCUUUGAUUUCCAUCGGACUGAUGGUAUGCCAGCAGAUGACAGGGACCAACGCCAUCAACUACUACGCGCCGAUGAUCUUCAAGAACUUAGGAAUCACUGGCGAUACGACCAGCUUGUUUGCCACGGGCAUUUACGGAGUCGUCAAAGUGACUGCGUGCCUGGCGUUCUUGCUGUUCGUGGCCGAUAGCUUAGGUAGGAGGAGGAGUCUUCUGUGGACGAGCAUUGCACAAGGCCUUGCUAUGUUCUAUAUGGGUCUUUACGUGCGAAUUGCGCCACCGGAUACUGACAAGCCAGUUCCACCCGCUGGUUAUUUCGCGUUGGUUUGCGUCUUCCUUUUUGCCGGCUUCUUCCAAUUCGGAUGGGGCCCUGUUCCAUGGAUCUACUGCAGCGAGGUUGCCUCAGCACGGCUCCGAUCUCUUAAUGUCGCUCUUGCAUCCGCUACUCAGUGGCUGUUCAACUUUGUUGUCGCCCAGGCUACGCCUCGUAUGUUGAAGAACGUAGGAAAUAAAGGAUAUGGGUUCGUGUGCUCCGGUGAUAGGAGGAUCGGAUCGGAGGCUAACCCUUGAUGCAGUGGAUUCCUAAUUUACGGCUGUUUCUGCUUCGCUAUGUUC